Messenger RNA from Salvelinus fontinalis (brook trout), 1068 nucleotides. RefSeq names its product keratin, type I cytoskeletal 50 kDa-like. Lineage: Eukaryota; Metazoa; Chordata; Actinopteri; Salmoniformes; Salmonidae. Gene Ontology annotation, molecular function: structural molecule activity. The transcript has 7 exons. The coding region runs from base 1 to 1068 and encodes 355 amino acids. The record is from RefSeq and is a predicted model, not a curated record.
AUGGCAGCAUAUGCGCAGGAGAUGGCACCCUGGCAGGUGUACCUUGCCAGUGGCGCUAACCGGCUCUCCCAUGACCACAGAGGGGGACGCUGGAACAGCGUUUGCAGUGGUGCGGGAGGAUAUGGAACCCGCAUCUCAAUGGAAUAUGCAUCAAGUGUCCCUGUGAGCGUCACCAAUGUCUCAAACUCCCUGUGCGUCAAUGAGAGGGAGAAUAUGCAAGGUCUUAACGAUCGCUUCGCCUCCUACCUGGAAAAGGUACACCAACUAGAGGCAGCCAACGCACAGCUUGAGCUACAGAUCAAGGAACAUCUGGAGAGAAGCUCCCUUGGUGACUGUAAAGACAUGGGUGAACACUUGGCGAUGAUCGAUAACCUUCAGAACCAGAUUUCUGACUGGUACACAACCCAUGGCCAACUCAGGCUGCAGGUCGCCAAUGCUCAACUGGAAGUCUAUGACUAUAAAUACAAGUGUGAACAGGAGGAGAGGCGUCUCUUGGCAGCGGAGGCAGAGCUGAGCCACCUGCAGAGUAUUCAGCAUGAGUUAAUCUAUAGGGAAGGAGAUCUGCACAUCCAACUGGAUGGACACCUAGAGGAAAUGGACCUCCUCAAGAGCAAUCAUGAGGAGGGAGUGCAGGGAGUGAUGGCCCAGAUGUCUGGGUUGGUUAACGUGGAGAUGGACUGUGCUCACUCGGUGGACCUGAAUGAGAAACUGAGUCGCCUAAGGGAGCAGUGUGGGGCGAUGGUCCUGAAGAACAAAACAGAGGCUGAGAGCUGGUUUCAGAGCAAAGUGGACAGCAUGAAGACCCAGGUGACCGUCUGUUCCGAUGGGUCCGAGGUCAGGCAGACAGAGAUAGGUGACCUAAAGCGAAUAGUCCAGGAUCUAACUCUGGAGUUGCAGCUAUUGGAGACCCAGCAGCACUUAGACAGCCUGGAGGAGGAGCUGCUGCAGCUAUGUACAGCCACAGAGCAGCAGGCUGUCCAGUACCUGAUGCUACUGGACAUCAAGACCAGGCUGGAGAGGGAGAUUGCUGAGUACAGGAGACUGCUGGAUGGAGGGGGAGCCAGGUAA